CAUUCAAAUUAUAGAAAUAUAUCUCGCGAAAUAACAACCAAAAUAUCUAAAUUUUUUCAAACUUGUUAUAUAUAUAUAAACAAAACAUAAAUUAUAAAGAUCUCGGUACAUGCAAAGCAAUAAGUAUUACAAGAACAGGUCAAUAUAUCGAGCCAAAAGUUAUCCUAAUACUUAUUGACCGACAUGAUUUAAAAAUAUAAGUAUAAAACACAAAUAAAAAAUAAUAUGCUGUAUAUUAAACAAACUUUAGAAACGUUUCAACUUUACAAAGUCCUUAUCAGUCAUAAUAAAAAUAAUUGUAUAUAUUAAUUAUUAUAAUUAUAAAAAACAAGAGUAUAAAUCUCGAAAUUCCAAUUUAUUAUCACUAUGUCGAUGACAUUUUAUUAUUAAUCAGUUUACAUAGUCUUUGACUGUCGAACGUUACACUCGCUUUAAUGCUUUGUCUGAAUUUGGUUUCUAUAUUUUAUAUAUCUGAUCUAACCUAAGUAUCUGCUUUUAUUUUUUGUGCAAUAUUCUUAUCAUUUUAUUGUGUCCAUAAGUUACACAUGGUUUCUUUUCGUUUUAACAAUUUUAGAUGUUUCCAAAUAUUCAUUGACAAGACUUAGUAUCAUCAAUUAAUAAUUAAAUAAUACAUAUACUAAUAUUAAUUUAAAUAUACAUAUAACUUUAUCAACGAUGUACAAAUAUUGCAUAUAGGCUGUAACACUGUUGUAUUAUUGUUUCCUUGUUAAACAUUGUAUUAAAAUUCGCGGUUGCUUGGCCGUUACAAAAUGGCGAACUGAGGCAGCCAAUCGAAAAUCGUUAUCACGCUGGCUCCACUCCCACUACAAAUUCUACGUCGCCUCGGCGCGAGCCGAGCUCCGAGCUGCCGAGUAAACAUUCGUCGUGUACAAUGUCGCCGCGUGCGAGGUGAUCGUCGUGUGUGUGUACGCGCGCCAAGUAUCGCCGAUCGCGUAGCUGACGGUAGAGUGUUGGGCGCGCAUUUCCUGGAACAGGGGGGGGGGACGAGAUGCGUGCGUGUUUAUACGUAUGUGUGUGUUGUGCGCGCGAGUCCGCCCGCUCGAAGUUCUGAGAAAUCCACUUCGUCGCAUUUCUCCGUCGCCAUCGCCGCCGUCGCCUCCGUCGCCGUCGUCAUCAUCGUCGACGACUUUCGUCAGUAGUUGGCGCUCGAACGUCCGGAAUGGCAACUGGGUGUAAUCGCGGACGGAGCGGCGCGGGACGGCGGUGCGUCGCGACGCGAGAUUGAUUCGGGAUCGAUCCCUCGGCGAAAACGCGCCCCGGUGGCCGUUUCGCGGAAUCGCGCCCUCGUCGGGUGUCCCCGUCGUGUCCGCGCGCCCUCGCGCGCGCGCGCUCCGGGUCCGGGGACCAGCGGCCCCGGCGGUCAGGCAGAGUCGAACGGCGCAAUCGAUAACCCCUGCGGGCGCUUUUUGCGCUGGGCGAGAGAGAGAGAGAGAGAGAGAGUGAUCGUAAUGGCGAGAGCGUGGCGUCGAUCGACGAUAGGCGGCCGGAGUGGGAGACGACACUGGUAAAAACAAUGCCGAAUCGCCAGGGAGUCACGCAUUGCUGAUGAAGAUUCUUGGUAGAUGUGCAUAUGGAUAUUAUGCCUAUCCGUUGCUUCUAAUUGAUACAUCACUUUCUAAAUAUGGAUGAUGAAGAAGGGACUUCAAGUUCUGGACCUAUGUCUUCGUUAAACAGUUUGUUUUCGUUUACCAGCCCCGCUGUGAAAAAAUUGCUCGGCUGGAAGCAGGGUGACGAGGAGGAGAAAUGGGCCGAGAAGGCGGUAGACUCGUUAGUGAAGAAAUUGAAGAAGCGCAAAGGCGCGAUCGAGGAACUGGAGCGGGCACUGAGCUGCCCCGGGACGCCAAGUAAAUGCGUGACGAUACCCAGAAGUUUGGAUGGAAGAUUACAGGUGUCCCAUCGCAAGGGCCUGCCACAUGUGAUAUAUUGCAGGGUAUGGCGAUGGCCGGAUCUCCAGUCGCAUCAUGAAUUGAAGCCACUGGAGCUUUGCCAGUAUCCAUUUUCCGCCAAGCAGAAGGAGGUCUGCAUCAAUCCGUACCACUACAAACGGGUGGAAAGCCCGGUACUGCCGCCAGUGUUGGUUCCUAGACACUCGGAAUACGCUCCCGGCCAUUCUCUGUUGCCAUUUCAGCAGUUGGCCGAUCCGAGCAUGCCGCACAACGUGGCCUAUUCGUCCAGCGGUUUCAACGCGGGUUCUACGAGCGGCGUCAAUCCGACAUCGCCCAUGUCCUCCGUCGGCUCCGUGCCCAGUCCAGGUAGCACGAAUUUGCCGAAUCCUCAGAGCCCGUACGGCACCAACGGAUUACCAGAGACCCCGCCGCCAGCGUACUCUCCGCCCGAGGAUGGUUCGCAGACUGGGCAGACCUCAUCAUCGGACUCGGUUCCAAUGGACACAAGCACAUCGAUUGAAUCUGCGAUACCUGUCUGUUAUCAAGAACCCUCUUACUGGGCCUCAAUCGCCUAUUACGAGCUGAAUUGCCGAGUAGGAGAAGUGUUUCACUGUCACUCGCACUCUGUCAUUAUUGACGGCUUUACAAAUCCAAGCAACAACUCCGAUCGCUUCUGCCUCGGGCAACUGUCUAAUGUAAAUCGAAAUUCUACGAUAGAAAAUACGAGGCGGCACAUAGGUAAAGGAGUGCAUCUAUACUACGUCGGUGGAGAAGUUUAUGCCGAAUGCCUAUCGGAUUCCGCGAUAUUUGUACAAUCUAGGAAUUGUAAUCACCAUCACGGUUUUCAUCCCAGCACAGUUUGUAAAAUUCCACCGGGAUGCUCGUUGAAGAUAUUCAACAAUCAAGAAUUUGCCCAACUUCUGUCGCAAAGUGUAAACCAUGGGUUUGAAGCGGUCUAUGAAUUAACGAAGAUGUGUACAAUAAGAAUGUCUUUCGUAAAAGGAUGGGGUGCAGAGUAUCACAGGCAGGAUGUUACAUCAACUCCCUGUUGGAUCGAGGCUCAUUUACAUGGACCUUUGCAAUGGUUAGACAAAGUGUUAACGCAAAUGGGUCCUCCUCACAACGCCAUAAGUUCAGUGUCAUAAAUCAACCCAGAUGGCAUGGAACAUUCCAUAAUUGAAAUUGACAAUGUUGCAGCGACGCUGCAACGUUACUGCAGUAUUGGGAUGUCAUGUAGUUCCAAAUGACGACAGACUCGUAAGUGACAAGUCAUGAGUUUGAGUUUACAUCCCAUGUAUAGAGAUAUAUCUUAUCUCCUCUAAAUUUUUACAUUAUCUCGAGGUAUAAAGACGAAUUCACAGAUGUCAGUAGGCUAGACCAGAUUUUGGUCCCCCAAAAGCUAUUAUUUACUCAUAACCAUACCAAAUCUAUAUUGCAGUAUUGCUGGAAUGUACAUGCCACCUGGAAAUAUACAUGCAUCACAGAAAUUUAUUUUAAGGCUAUUCUGCAUAAGACAAAAUACGGUUGCAAGUCGCAGACACGAGACAGAAGUGUCAGUCGUACUAUUAACGCUUCUGAUUGUUGCAUCCGCAUCUUAUGUAAAAUGCCUUAAAGGGAAAAGAAUAAUUCAUCUCGAUGCACUUUUAAGAAUUUAUAUAAAUAUCCCUUAACGUUCACACUUUAUGAAAAUCUCAUAACAUUCAAAAAUAGUUCAAUUGUGCCCGUUUUAAAUAAGGUAUUUAUUUUAAGAAUCAAAGUGACGAAUUGGGGGGGUAAAAAAUCGGGAUGAAAGACGAAUGACUCUUACAAAGUAUAUUUAUUUAUGAAAAAAAAAUUUUUUAUUGAUAUUAGUACAAAAGUGUUCAGGAUUAUUGAUUUAAUGUUACAUAAUUAAAAAAAGCUGCACAAAGUUUUUGAAACUAAAUUUUCUUGGGAUUUUUUAGACCCCAUAGUGAACGUUAAGGGGUGUGUGCGUGCGUGCGUGCGUGCGCGCGCGCGCGCGCGCGCACAUAUAUAUAUACAUACAUAUAUAUGUAUAUUGGCUGUAUUUGCCAAACAUGGUAAAGUUAUGGAGCUAUGAAUAUGCACAGACGAAAUACAAUUACAGUAAGUUGUCCUAUGUUAUACCUACAUAAAAUCUUAUAUAAAGAGAUGAUAAUAAAAUCAACAUAAAGGUAAUGAUUAAAAGAAAUAUAAAAACUUAUAAGAAGUUGUGCAAAAGAUAUUUAACAGUGAUCUCUGAAAGCUAUUCUCGUGAUUGCGAAAUAUACACUUAGAUGCUGUAAAGCUCUUUUGGCUGUUACAUAAGGACAAGAAUUAUAUAUAGAGAGAGAUAAUAAUGAUAAAUAUAUAAAAAAGAAAUAUUUUUCAAAUAUGUAUGCGUCAGUCUAAUACUUUAUUUUAUAUGAAAACUUAUUGUAAGAAGUAUUUGUCAAAAAAGUGUCAUAUUAGAAACAAAAUCCUUUAAAAAUUGAAGCCUUAGACAAUUUUAAGAUUUAAUGUAAUUAAAAAAAGGAAAUACAUAAUUGUAAUUGCUUAAAAGCAAUUAUGAAAGUAAGUCCCCCCGGAUUAUGGGAGGCGAAAAGAUAUUCUCUGUCGUUUGAAUUAAGCAUAGUCCAAUGGUUAUGUCUGUUAAGUUAUGUGUGUGCUUUAAAGUACAUUUGCAUCUAUAUAGAUCUACUCAAAUUUAUCGUUAAACGAUUAUAGCGGGCUUUUAUUGAUGAACAAUGCGAUCUAUAUUUCAAUGUACAACAUUGGACGUUGAUCUCACGUUAACUGUCGGCAAAGUUAACUGCGUCCGAUGAUAUAUUGAAACGACAGACUCACUAAUCUAUAGAAAGAUCUAUGAUUCACGGCUUACGCUCCAUCUCUGCGUAUAUUACAUUGCAUUGUACUCUUUUUGAUUAUCGUAUUGUGCGAUUUGACGCUUUUUCCGUAUUACAAUUCCUAAAAACAGUACACGAUUAGGUAAGUUUUAUGUAUUAUAAAUAUGUGAAAUUUUAUGUGCUGUACAUAUUUGUUUAUGAAAAUUGUCGUACACACGUAUAUACAAGUGUGUGCAUGUACGUAUGUGUGUGUGUAAUGAAAAGAAUCGUCUAUUAGUAAGUUGAUACAUUGCUUGAAAAGAAUUACGUUUACCAGUCGAUUGAAAUUAAGCUUGAUAUUACGUUUGUUACUUUUUUACAUUACGAAAGGUGCCAAAAAGAAUGAAAUAUUCGCAUAAUAUGUUUAAUUUACGCACUGUGAUAUUUCAUCAGAGAAAUGCAAUUCUUUCAUUGUAUCUAAUCACGUUCUCAAAAUUUUUAAUCAAUUGUCUCAAAAGAGUACAUCGAUUCUACGAGUGUCUUAAAAGCUGUCAGAUAUUAACAGUGCCUAAUUAUAUAGACAAUACCAUCUUAUUUCACUGCCAUUUGCCUGUCACUAGUUUUGCCGGUGUGUGCCUAGCUGUGAUUCUUUGCUAUUCAAUUUGGCAAAUUUGCAAUUUGGUGAUAAACAAGAAAGUACGAAAGGGGAACAAGGCUAUUUUUGGCUAAUAGCAUUAUAAUUUUUCCAUAAUAGAUAAAAAAAGUAUUAAGAAAUAAGCUAUUUGCUUAAUUAAGAAUAAGAUAUAAACUUAUAAUUGGAUACAAUUGAAAUAAGAUGUUUGGUAAAACAAAACGUAAAACGUCAGAAUGCUUAUUCGGUAUUGCAUAAUGUACAAUUGCGCUAAUUGCACAAGUGAUGGAGACAAUAAUUGAUAACAAGAAAAAAAGAGGGUAAAAUGUAAGAUAUAUAAUACUUUCAGCCCACUCCGAAGAAAAUUUAUUGUUCGAUAUAAAGGUAAUCUGAUCAAAUUUUGUACGUGAAGGAACCUAUCAGUAUUCUGUAUUAGAAGAUAAAACUGUAAAAGUAAGUAGGAAAAGAAAUGUUAUGUGCCUAUUAUUUCUGAAUUUUUCUACUGGUUCCUUUUUGCGAUGUGAUCUGAUUUGCCUUUUAGGAUUUUCGAGAAAUGCACAUGAAUUAGAGACCUCUAAUAGCGAUUUAUAGUAAUCUACAUCGAUAAAUCAUCGAUUAAGAAUGGUGUUGCGAAAUCUUUUCAGCAUAUUGAGCUCUGUCACGUUAGAAACGUGCACGAUACAUUACAUUAAAAUGUACGUGUACAUGGAUAGUUUCUCAUACGCAAGAUUACACCUGCAGCUUGUAUUUCAUGUUUUUAUCACAUCGUUUUCUUGCUAAUUAAAUCAAUAUAGAUUAGUCGCGAAGCCCGUUUACAAAACAGUCUUGCCCGAGUCCUUAAGCCUAAUAUUUAAAACGAGGUACUUCCUUCGAAGUCUACGAGAAUAUGACUUCAAACUUAACGCUCUCAAGGAUUAAUGAAACAACUAUACUUUUGUUGCGUGCCGCCCAAGUUUGUGCCUUUGGCUGCCUUUUAUGUUAUGUAGUUGUAUAAGCGAUAUGAUAUAUACGAUUUUUUUAAAUGUAUAACAAGAGGAACGUGUGAAAGGAGUGAAAUGUGUGUCCAAAAAUGCAUACGUGUUUUUUUAUCCGAUAAAAGACAAAGAAUUGUACAAGAAUCCUCUCGGUUGUUCACGUGUAAAAUAAAUGUACAGCUCUUUGUUUGCACUGUAAUGUCACACACUGUAGUAUACAUAUAGCUAUGUAUUAAUCAGAUGUAGUUGCCUGAUAUCGAGUCUUAUUUGUUUAAUAUGUUUAUCUAAUGAUUACAGUGGUGCGACGUGAAUCAAAAUUUUUGCAAUCGAGCUACCUUGAAGAAAGUUGUCUCGUGCCUUGGAAAAAGAAUAUAUGAAAAGAACUGAGCGCAUCUGCGACACUUUUGCUGUCGAUACAUUGCUGACUCUUAUUGUUUUAAAUAACAUGAAUAUGUUUAUAUCAUUAUUUUAUAAUAUAUUAACGUAUAAUAUAAAUUUUUCUUGUUAAUCUAUUAAACCGUUACAUCAUGUAUAUACACAAAUAAUGUUUAUAUGAAAAGAAUACUUCAGACAUCCAUUCGUUAAUCCUUACGUAGAAGUGCUCGGUUCCUUUUAUAGGAAAAUCAUCUAUUAAUGUGAAUGCCGUGAAAACUAAAUGAAUGAUUGAAAAGUAUGCGAAGUUGCGAUUUGGAAACGGGCUCUCGCGAUGUAUUCCGCACGUUACCGAUUGUAAAUAUGUUAAAUCUCGUUAGCCGUGUCGAGAGCAUAUCUCUCUCUUCGGAAUCCAUUCCACAUUAUGUACCGUUAGAGAAGAUAAUCGCGAAUGUUGUUUCCCCUUUGCGCGAGAUUUUCCGAGACGCUCAUGUGGCUGCAUCGUAUUCGCGACUAUCAGCAACGACGUAGGCACACGAGCCCUCUUCUAUCUUUGUACAGAUACGCCACCUCUGCGAGAAAAUAGCACGUAGUAUCGUAAGACUAUAUGAAGUUGACGCGUGUUAGCCGCAAAAUAGUACGGCAUGUAGUACAUCUUAUUUCGCACGUUCUUUUCUUUAUGGUGAAAAAGACAUUUUAUGUACAGAAAUGAUAUUUUAGUCGUACAUACAUAUAUAUAUAUAUAUUGUAUAUAUAUAUAUAUAUAUAUAUGUAUGUAUGUAUUUGUAUGUAUAAUGUAUAUGACGUAGUGAAAAGAUGGUAGAAAAUCUUUAUGUUAUAUGUGACAUAUUACGUGGUAAGAAAUUAGGCUCCUAAUGAAAAACUAGCAUAAAUGGUUGGUUAGUUAAACAGAUCUGCGUAUGCAGAGUGCAUACUUUGUUACCACGAAGAAAGAAUGAAACACAUCCCAGCACUCUGAUCGAGCGUUCUGUGUACCGAUAAAAGAUUUGCCGUUGUUGCUCGGCGAAAUUUUUAAGUAGCCUGACAGGCGUCCACUGGACGCCGGAUUACUUAGGAUAAAUUUUUCGUGAUCAGCUGUGUGUAUUGUUCGACAUAUAAAAAAAAAUUAUCUGCUCGGUCACGUUUGCGCGCCUUCACCUGUGCUGUCUACGCAUGCAUUUCUGGUAAUCGUUGUCUUGUGCAGCUCUACCAAGUACGAAGAAAUAAAAUUAAUACUUACUUGUGUAUCUAUAUUAAA
Messenger RNA from Monomorium pharaonis (pharaoh ant), 7946 nucleotides. RefSeq names its product protein mothers against dpp (gene Mad). The record is from RefSeq and is a predicted model, not a curated record. Lineage: Eukaryota; Metazoa; Arthropoda; Insecta; Hymenoptera; Formicidae. Gene Ontology annotation, cellular component: heteromeric SMAD protein complex. Gene Ontology annotation, biological process: transforming growth factor beta receptor signaling pathway; anatomical structure morphogenesis; SMAD protein signal transduction. Gene Ontology annotation, molecular function: I-SMAD binding; DNA-binding transcription factor activity, RNA polymerase II-specific; RNA polymerase II cis-regulatory region sequence-specific DNA binding. Bases 1643 to 3052 code for a protein of 469 amino acids. The transcript is spliced from 3 exons.